AUGGUUACAAAUCUGAUCGAAAAUUUUAAUCAACCAUCAAUCGUGAACAAAAUCUUAUCUUCAUCUAAUAUUUCAAAUGAAAUUGUUGGUGCAUCACGUAAACAAGUUGAACAAGAUCAAUAUUCUUCAUCUAAUUUAAAUUUGACCAGGUCGACCAAUAUUGAUCAACAAUCUCUUAAUCAACACAUGAAUGAUGAUCUUAAUCAACACAUGGAUAAUGAUGAUGAAGAACUUAAACAAUUAUCAGUAGCUUCUCCAUUUUCUAUGUCUCAAUGCAGCUCACCAGUGAUCAUUCAAAAUCAAACAACAUCAUCAUUUACUAUCGAAGAUUAUUCCAACAAUAUAUACUCAGAGAAAACAGGAAAAAUCUAUCAUUCGGAUAAAUCCUCAUCAAAACAGCAGUGUGAAGAUGAACCAGAUACAUAUACUGAAGGAAAAGAACCUCAUUCAGCAGCAAUUAAACGAAAACGUAAACAACACACUUCAUCUUCAUCCAUCACAGCAACAGCAAAACAGUCCGCAAGACUUGCAGGGAAACGAAUUCGAAUUGAAUAA
Rotaria sp. Silwood2 is the source of this 555-nucleotide messenger RNA. NCBI's taxonomy places the organism in Eukaryota, Metazoa, Rotifera, Eurotatoria, Philodinida, Philodinidae. The record is from the annotation of a GenBank genome assembly.